Molecule: messenger RNA, 1561 nt
Organism: Bolinopsis microptera
Lineage: Eukaryota; Metazoa; Ctenophora; Tentaculata; Lobata; Bolinopsidae
Exons: 3
Coding region: 61-1407 (448 amino acids)
Source: RefSeq, a predicted model, not a curated record
CACCUCCGCAUACUCUGACUAGAUAAUAGAAGCUUCAAUUCUCGCUCGCAAACCGCAGUUAUGUUCCUCUUGUUGAUCGUCGUCAUCGUCUUGUCUGCUGUUGCCUCUGAUGAUAGGCAGUAUACUGCUCUUCACUUUGGUGCCUCCACUAAUGACUACAUUGCAUUUAAGUAUAAUAUGGCCCCGUUCCAAGACUCCUUCUCCAUCUGCACUUGGAUAAAACGUGUAGACACAUCUGCCGACUACCCGUUCGUGUUUGACUACGAACCGGGUAAUGAGAUCCAUAUAAGUUCUAACGGGGUUUACAACCACUUUUUAGGAGAUGGAGAUUUGAACGGUAAGCAGAGUGUGUUCACAACACCUGUCGGGAGCUGGUUUAACUACUGUAUUACUUGGUCACUCGCCUCGAGGAGCACCAACCUGUAUCUGGAUGGUAACUUGAUAGGCACAGGUACGACCGACUCUGGAAGAACAUUGAAAAUGGGAGGAACUCUGUACUUCAAUCAACUCCAUACCAGUUCACUUUCUGGGUUUAUAUUCGGAGGCCAGUUCUAUCAGUUCAACAUUUUCUCUAAAGCACUCAGCUCGGCGGAUGUAAAGAAAAUAGCAGAUGGUGGAAUGUGUUUGGACCUUACAGAAUUCUCUGGAACUGGUGAUCUGCGAUGGGAAUACAUACUGUCCCAGUCCAGGAGCGGUUCUGUGAGAGAGGUAGAGAUAGAUAUUUAUAAUGAUAUGGAGUGUUUAAAAACUCUAUUGAGGAGGUCACAAGAGAGGCUGACGAAUGUUACCGGACGGCUGAACGAAACAGAGAGUCAACUUAGUUGGACGGUGGUGAAACUGAAUACCACCCUAAAAGAGCUAGGAGAUGUGAGAGGUGAACUGAAUUCCACCCAAGAAGAACUGAAUUCCACCCAAGAAGAACUGAAUUCUACCCAUGAAGAGCUAGGGACAGUAAAAGGUAAACUCGAAAGAACGGAGAGCGAGCUGCAGAUAGAGUCAGCUCAGCACAACAAGACAGGGGAGCAGCUGGAUACCUGCUCAACUUCCCUAACAAACACACUGACCCAGCUGGAGACCGCCAGAACAUUCCACAACAUCACCAGGUGGGAUGUCCUAUACACCACCCCCUACUUUAACAAGGUGCUCACGGAGGAACUGUUCCAGCAACUGUCUUCCAGUUGGGGAAUGUUGGGGAAGUUCGUCGGUGUGAAUAUAACUGAAGGUGUUGUCAACCACUUCAGCCAGUACCACAGAGAACCUGUGUGCGACGUCUUCGAACAAAUGUCAAUUCCGAUGCUUAGACAGUUUGUAGGAGUUGAAUGGACUACGGGGAUAGCGGAUCACCUCAGAGACACUCACGUUGUGAGUCGUGAAGACUCACCAUGUGACAGCGAUACGGAGAGCUAAUUGAUCUGUAAGCGUAAUACGGACACAGCAACAGUAGUUCUCGUCAAGGAGAAAUGAACAUUUUGUUUUUAUGAACGUUUUUAAAACGUGAUUCAUAUCUUUGAAAAAAGCACACUCCCCUGAAUUGCGCGCAUUGCAAUAACUUAUUUUAAAA